Neopelma chrysocephalum (saffron-crested tyrant-manakin) is the source of this 1429-nucleotide messenger RNA. It is a transcript of the gene LPAR2, whose product is annotated as lysophosphatidic acid receptor 2. Gene Ontology annotation, molecular function: lysophosphatidic acid receptor activity. Gene Ontology annotation, biological process: G protein-coupled receptor signaling pathway. The record is from RefSeq and is a predicted model, not a curated record. Gene Ontology annotation, cellular component: membrane. The transcript has 3 exons. Bases 233 to 1267 code for a protein of 344 amino acids. NCBI's taxonomy places the organism in Eukaryota, Metazoa, Chordata, Aves, Passeriformes, Pipridae.
CAGCCGCACUAAGUCGCCUCCCAGGAGCUUCUUCUCCCCGCGAUGGACUCCGCGGCUCAAACUUUCCUGUGAGGCGCUCGGGGGGGGUUGUUAUUCCCCGGCUUGGGAAGCGGCUCUGCCCUCCAGGAGAUGGGGAUCCCCUGGCAGGAUCGCCGCCCUGGCUCCCCGGGGCGCCGGGGUCGAUGCUGAGCGCCGGGUUCGGAGGCGGCGUUGAGUUCCCAGGGCCGCCGCCAUGAGGCACUGCUUCUACAACGAGACCGUGGGCUUCUUCUACAACAACUCUCGCAAGGAGCUGACCACGUACUGGCGCACCAAGGACGUGCUGGUGGUGGCCCUGGGCCUGACCGUGAGCGUCAUCGUGCUGCUGACCAACCUGCUGGUCAUCACGGCCAUCGUCAUCAACCGCCGCUUCCACUACCCCAUCUACUACCUGCUGGGCAACCUGGCGGCCGCCGACCUGUUCGCGGGCAUCGCCUACAUGUUCCUCAUGUUCCACACGGGCCCCCGCACGGCCGAGCUGUCCCUCAAGACCUGGUUCAUCCGGCAGAGCCUGCUGGACACCAGCCUGACGGCCUCGGUGGUGAACCUGCUGGCCAUCGCCGUGGAGAGGCACCAGACGGUGUUCACCAUGCAGCUGCACAGCAAGAUGUCCAACCAGCGCGUCACCAUCCUCAUCUUCUGCAUCUGGGUCACGGCGCUGCUGCUGGGGCUCAUCCCCUCCUACGGCUGGCACUGCCUCUGCGCCCUGGACAAGUGCUCCAGCAUGGCCCCCCUCUACAGCAGGAGCUACCUGACCUUCUGGGCCAUCUCCAACCUCGUCAUCUUCCUCAUCAUGGUGGUGGUGUACACGCACAUCUUCAUCUACGUCAAGAGGAAGAUGACCAGGAUGUCCAAGCACACCAGCUUCCACCCCCGCUACAAGGAGACCAUGAUCAGCCUGGUCAAGACGGUCACCAUCAUCCUGAGCGCCUUCGUGAUCUGCUGGACCCCCGGGCAGGUCGUGCUGCUCCUGGACGGGCUGGGCUGCAAGAGCUGCAACGUGCUGGCGGUGGAGAAGUACGUGCUGCUGCUGGCCGAGAUCAACUCCCUCAUCAACGCCAUCGUCUACUCGUACCGCGACACGGAGAUGAGGAGCACCUUCCGCCGCAUCCUCUGCUUCCCCUGCCCCCGGAACUCCAAGUACACGCCCACCGUGGUCAAGCUGAACACGGCCGACCGCGGCACCCUCUCGCACAACGGCCACUUCACCGUCGACUCCUCCAUCUAGCCCCGAAUUCCCGGAGCUGUCCCGCUCCCGGGACGGGCUCUCCGGCAUCCCAAAGGCUCCGGCACGGACGGUUCCCCCCCCUCCCCGGGAGGAUGAGGAUGAAGGACGAGGUGGUUUCACGGACCUCGGAGGGGGAUUCUCAUUAAAGACUCUUUUUAACGA